AUGUGCAUACUUUUUGAGAAGCUAUUCCCUGAGAACCAGAAAAAGCCAAAGAGUAGCCUUCUGCCUGUCAUAAUCACGUGCAUAGCUUACAAGCAGACCAAGCUGCUGCUUGGCCAGGGUGUGUCACUGUACAUCCCCCAGUCGGCCAUCAAUGCCACCGUUGACGAAGACAUUCUGCUGUCGGUGGACUACUCCUGCCACGGGGUGCCCACCAUCGAGUGGAGGUACACAUCCACCUGGGGCAUGCAGAAGAUUGUGGAGUGGAAACCAGGGACUCCAGCCAACGUUUCCCAGAGCCACAAGGACAGAGUCUGCACUUUUGACAAUGGCUCCAUCCAGCUGUUCGGUGUGGGCGUGCGGGACUCCGGCUACUAUGUCAUCACGGUGACAGAGCGCCUGGGGAGCAGCCAGUUCGGCACCAUUGUCCUGCAUGUGUCCGAGAUUCUUUAUGAAGACCUUCACUUUGUCGCUGUCUUCCUUGCCUUGCUCGCUGCCGUGGCUGCAGUGUUGAUCAGCCUCAUGUGGGUGUGCAACAGAUGUGCAUACAAAUUCCAGAGGAAGAGAAGACACAAACUCAAAGAAAGCACAACUGAAGAAAUUGAGCUACAGGAUGUUGAGUGUUAGCCACAGCUGGGCCCAAUUACUUUGCUACCUCAAUACCUCAAGAGGAAAGCUUUAUUUUCCAAUGAAACGAACAAACAGAGCCAGAGCCAAUCUGUUCUUCAAUCUCCUAUGGUCUUGUCACAUAAGCCUUCCCAGUGAGACAUCUGGAAGGGAAAGAAAAUUGACAACAUGGAGUUGAAGACUGCAGAUUAAACAAAUUCAACUUUAGGACUUGCAUGAAGUUCACAGAGCAGCUUUGAACCAGGAACUUUGCUUGGCUGCAGCUUCAAGGCCUUGUCUAUAACCCAUAACUAUCGGAUGCUGCUCAUGACUCUCAAAUGGACUUGGAUGGCCUUGGGGAGCUUCUGUCUCAGGGGCCAGUGUCUCCAGAGGGCCUGGUCUGCAGCCAGCACU
Messenger RNA from Dipodomys spectabilis (banner-tailed kangaroo rat), 1017 nucleotides. RefSeq names its product V-set and transmembrane domain containing 5 (gene Vstm5). The transcript has 4 exons. The record is from RefSeq and is a predicted model, not a curated record. NCBI's taxonomy places the organism in Eukaryota, Metazoa, Chordata, Mammalia, Rodentia, Heteromyidae. Bases 1 to 624 code for a protein of 207 amino acids. Gene Ontology annotation, biological process: positive regulation of excitatory synapse assembly; filopodium assembly. Gene Ontology annotation, cellular component: dendrite; axon; plasma membrane.